Messenger RNA from Gavialis gangeticus (Gharial), 3196 nucleotides. RefSeq names its product 1-acylglycerol-3-phosphate O-acyltransferase 5 (gene AGPAT5). NCBI's taxonomy places the organism in Eukaryota, Metazoa, Chordata, Crocodylia, Gavialidae. Gene Ontology annotation, cellular component: mitochondrion; endomembrane system. Bases 10 to 927 code for a protein of 305 amino acids. The transcript is spliced from 8 exons. Gene Ontology annotation, molecular function: acyltransferase activity. The record is from RefSeq and is a predicted model, not a curated record.
UACCAGAGCAUGGUGCUCUUCUUCUUCGAGCACUCCAGCGGCGUGCAGGUAAUAAUAUAUGGAGAUUUGCCAAAAAAUAAAGAAAAUAUGGUAUGUAUAUCAAAUCAUCAAUGUACAGUUGACUGGAUCAUUGCAGACAUGUUGGCAAUCAGACAGAAUGCUCUUGGACAUGUACGAUAUGUUUUGAAAGAUGGCUUAAAAUGGCUGCCCUUGUAUGGGUGGUAUUUUUCGCAGCAUGGAGGAGUGUAUGUAAAACGAAGUGGCAAAUUCAAUGAAAAAGAAAUGAGAGACAAGCUGCAGGCCCAGGUGAAAACUGAGACUCCCAUGUACCUAGUGAUUUUUCCAGAGGGAACUCGUUACAAUCCAGAGAUAUCAAAAGUUCUUGCAGAUAGUCAGUCAUUUGCUGAAAAAGAAGGACUUGCAGUAUUAAAACAUGUGCUGACACCACGCGUGAAAGCAACUUAUGUUGUCAUUGAUGCAAUGAAGACCUACUUAGAUGCAAUUUAUGAUGUUACAGUAGCAUAUGAAGGUACUGUGGACCACAAAGGGCAAAGAAAAGUAGCACCAUCUAUGACUGAAUUUCUGUGUCAGCAAUGUCCAAGGGUUCAUAUUUAUAUUGAUCGACUUGAAUUGAAGGAUAUUCCAGAAGAACAGAUGUAUAUGAGAAGAUGGCUUCAUGAACGCUUUGAGAUAAAGGAUAAGUUGCUAAUAGAAUUUUAUGAUGCAAAGGAUUCUAAAAGAAGAAAUAAGUUCCCUGGAAAAGGUGUUCAUUCCAAACUAAGCCUGAAGAAAACGUUACCGUCCUUACUGUUUCUAGGUAGCCUGACGGCUAGCAUGCUUCUUACAGAAUCUGGAAGGAAACUUUAUGUAAAAACAUGGAUAUAUGGGACUCUAAUUGGUUGGCUGUGGGUUAGUAUUAAACCAUAAGUAAAUGCUGGUCUCUGGUCAGUGAAAUGUGCUAUCUUCUGCACAUAGCAGCAAACUUUUUUUUCCUGAAUUUAUAAAGUAAUAUAAAUAAAGCCUUAUUGAUUGAACAUUGGAUAAAUUUUGAAUUUUUGACUUAAGCCUCUACACAAUUGGUUGAGGGAAUAUAUAUAUGUAGUUUUCCAAUUUUGCUACUGAUUUUCGCUGUAUAAAGGACAGAUAAACUGAGUUAUAUUACACAUAGCCUUCCCCAUGAACCUAAUAUUCACCUCUAUAUACAGCAGACUACUCAAGUAUAUAUUUGUAUAAAUGUAACUUAAGUAGACCCAGUGAAUAUAUUUCUGGAGAUUAAUUUAAGGUGUAUAUUUAUUAUUUUGACAUCAUUAAUGUUGAUUCGUAGUGGUUGUUGUUUCUUCAGUUUCUUGCAGUAACUCAAUAAGAGAGAUCCUAGCUGCAUCACAACAAAAAACAAAACAGAUGUUUUCUGUUAUCUUUCUUUUCAGUUUUAUCUAAAUAAUGUUCCUCAAAAUGUAAAGACUAGACUAAUAAAUCAUGAAAUAUUACCCAAGUCAGAAAAAAGAUUGCUAAGAACUUGCGUUCAUGGGGAAGAAGCUCUGUUUAUCUAGUGCAUGAUCUUUUGAUUAUAUUGCAUUAGUAGCUGUUAGAAUUUAUUUUACAUACGCAAAACAUUCAUUAAUUUUAUUGAAGAGGCAGCUUAUUUUGUGCACCCAAUGUCUGUGCAUAAAAGAAUGUAUUCAGCAUAAUGAAAUAUUAAGUUUUAAGUGUGACCUAGCCAGAUUAUAGUCUACCUUGUGUCUAAAUUGUAAGUAGCUUCUUGAAAAAUUCAGCUAAGUUACUAGAACAUUAUAGUGUGUAUGUGCCAUAAAGAAUGGUGAACAUUCCAAAGUUUCUUGUUACCUCAAAAUUAUCUUGAAGCAAAUAAAUAGUAGUACUGUAUUACUAUUAUUAAAGCAGGAGUAUAUAUUAUGGUAACAAGGAACAUUCAGAUGUUCCUGCUAAAUUUAAAGCAUGUGCCUUUGCUACUAAUCUUUGAUUUAUUUUAGCCUAAUAUUUCACAGUCAAGGGAUCAUUUUAGUGCUAUUAUUAUUAUACUAGACUUUCACAGGAUUCUAGCUGCUGCACACUUCACUUCAGUUGGAUUGAAGGUAAUGGUGUUGAUAUGGAUUGCACUGUAGAAUACUAGUGAAAGAAUUACAUAUCUUAUCAGUAUUUCACCAACUUGAAAUUUUAUUUGUCAGCUGGCCUAUGAUUCUUGGGGCUGUUGUGUGUUCUUUGUGGGAAAAUUUUAUUUUAUGUUAAGGGAAUAGGCUGUUAGCACAGGGUUGAGGUUGGGAUUAGAUCCUGCAUCUUCUUGCCUUGGAAACUUAGCCUCACUGUAUCAGAAUGCAAGACCUAGAAGAUAUUUUUAUAUCUCUUCUCCAAAGCUUUAAAAGUGCAUUUCCUAUUAAAUUUAAUGGGAUUCGUAUUGCAUAAAGCUCAGUGUGCAUUAAAAUGAUAGGCAUCUUAAAACUAUAACUAAAUUUUUCAAAAUCCACCAUAGCCAGAAUAAUUGAACAAGGUAUUGCUUUUAAUAUAUAUUUUUCUUAGGAUUUUAUAGAAGAAUAUUUAUGAUUUCACCUUAAACAGUACAACUUUCAGUUUGCAGCUCUGUGCUGUGCUCUUUCGCAAUGAUGAACCAUGUUAAAACUGGGAAAACAGUAUUAUUAAUGAGGUUCUGCAACUAGGAUAAAAAAGACCAUUUUAUAUUGUAGCCAAAUGUGCCCCCCAGACAGUUUGGCCUUUUCUCAGUGGAUAUGACUGGAAUGCAGCAUUCCCAUGUUACUCUGACUUUGAAAUAUGAAAAGUAAAUUUUAAAAUGAAUCUUCACUUUGACCUGAUUAAAUGCAUUUUUAUAUGACAGUCAAAAAUUAAGAAUAACACUUAGCUGUACAAGAAAAAGAGAAUGCAAACUGCCUAACUCACUUGUAGCAGAAUACCUGCUAUUUUGAGAUCUUAAAGACAAAAAUAAUCAAUCUGUCUGGAAUAUAAUCAAUGCCAUCCAACUAACUGGUAUGUUUAUUUUGAAUGUUGUUCUCCUGGCUACUCUUACAGAAUUUUUUCCUUUCAAUUAAUUUAUAAAUUUUUUGAAACUGUAAUUUGCUGAUGUAGAUCAGGUGUUGGGAGUAUUCUAUGCUAUUUCUUAAUAUGCACUGAUAUUAACUUGAACUAUUUCUUCAUUAAAAAGGAAAGAGCUGAUGCUCAUUCAACUUUU